This is a messenger RNA of Saprolegnia parasitica CBS 223.65, 464 nucleotides long. RefSeq lists its product as hypothetical. The transcript has a single exon. The record is from RefSeq and is a predicted model, not a curated record. NCBI's taxonomy places the organism in Eukaryota, Oomycota, Saprolegniomycetes, Saprolegniales, Saprolegniaceae. The coding region runs from base 23 to 421 and encodes 132 amino acids.
UUUGUCGCCAAGCAGCACGAUCAUGUUUGCCCCCGUCGCUUUCCUCCUCUCUGCUGUCGCCGCCGUCGCCCAGACCAACGUCACCAACGCGACGGUCCUUCUCCCGGCCAACAGCUCCUUCUUGCCUCCCAACGUGACGCUCGUCGCGGUCAACGGCACCUUUGGCGCCAUCAACGCGACCUUUACGAACGUGACGCUGGCCGGCAACGUCUCGGAGCCGACGAUCGUCUUUCCCUUCAACGUGACGCUGGUCAGCUGGAACGGCACGUUCGCCAACGGCACGGCUGCCAACGGCACGUUCGCCAACAGCACGUUUGCCGGUGUGAACGCGACGGGCCGCCCCGUGCUGCUCCCCAACGUCUCGGCGCCCAGUAACGCGUCGCUCGACGACGGCACGAUUCGGUUCCCUUCGAAGAUGUAAUCGGAUCCUAUACUUACUAAUCUAUUGUUUGUCCACGUUCGAA